AUGAUAAUAAUAUUUAUAUUUGUGUCACGUUUGCCUUUUAAACUAAUCAACGACACUGAUACAGAUUGUAUAAAUCUACAUCAUUUUGAUCAUGAUCAAACUUAUCUAAAAUUGUUGGUUGACAUUAUCCAAAAAAGUCUAUUAAAAGAUGAUAAGAUAGAUCAUGAAAUUAAAGAAAAACUAGUUGGUUAUACUAUUAAAACAUUGAGUAUGAUUAGGUUGUCGUUGGUCGGUGAGGAGCCUGCCAAGGUCAAACUCUCUGUGAUCAAAGAGUACUUGGAAGUGAAAUUGUCAAACAAAUCCGCUGUACCAUCUAUAUUCGAUGUCGCCGAGACAAUGUUGACUGCCAAUAACUUUGAGUAUGAGACAUACGAUACCAUGGGUAUUCUCGACCAAUUGGUGCCACUGUUUAGUAACCAACCAGCAAUAAUCGAUCGAUUCAGAUUGAUCUACGCUCCACUAUUAUUUAAAAUUAUAAUCUAUACAUCAAAUUGUCAAAUCUAUGAUAGUCUAUCUUUCCCAUUGGGAAGAGUACAAUUUCAAGCGUUGUGUAAUGAAUGGGUGGUGAGUGAUACCGAGAAGGUUAAGAUACUGUCAUUCAAUUCAGAGCAGCGGUCACUCGCAAAGUUUAUGUAUAUAUUGUCCCAAUGCGAUCUCUCAGCGACUUCAAGUCAGCUGAUAAACGAUCACUUUGCAAAGAUCGCUGAAUUGAUACCAGUUUCGCUGAAGCUGAUAGCAGGGUAUCAUCAAUCCAGUGGACCGUUACUCAAUGAUUUCGGCGAAGUGUUCCGACAUUUCAUGGGAAUGAUAUUGUCGUCGGACAAUGAGCCAGUCUUAAAUCAACUCAUUCAAACAAUGAAAGAUAUGAUAGAGGAUGAUCCAAAGCUAUUCGAUCUUCUCUAUCCAUUGAUCAACGACAGACUAUCGGGUCACGAUUCCUAUUUCAAACGCUACUUUAAGGAUAUAAGAGUUAGAUAUUCCGUUAAGAACAUCUUAAUCAAGAAACAAGAAUCUAAAUUUGGUGCAUUAUUAGAUAUUUAUCAAAAUUAUAUUAAUGGUAUCAUCAAACUUAUGACAUUUACAAGUGAUUCAUUUGUUUUGGUUGAAGGAUUAUUCGGUUACUUCAAGGUUUACUACGAUCAAACGAAAGCAAAAAGUAAAACCGAUGAUGGCUGUUACAAUGUUUUGGCGAUCUUAAUACAUACUUUGCUGUUAAGAAGCAAUUCGGUAGUGGAUAUCGUGGUGACGGAUACUAUCGUUGAUUUAUUUAUCUACGCAUACGAGAGUCAUGCAUGUUCACAGCAACAGAAGGAUAUAUUCAAUUUUUUAGUGAUAUUCAUGACAAAGUCUGAUGACGAUAAGCAUAUGCCUUUCAUUACGAAAUACUCUCAGAAACUACAAUUGUUGUUCAACAAUAUCUCCAACUUUAAUAACCACAAUAUAAAGUUGACAAUUUCCAGAAACCUUUCAUUCCUAAAUCAAUGUAUUUCCAGUGGAGCGGUUGUAGUUGAUGACAGAAUAGUCACAAUUAUCUUGGACAAUGUCAGAGAUGCUUUUGCUGCUCCCUAUCAGAAAAUUGUACCGCUUGCCAAGUUCCUAGAUAUGCUGCCAGAUGCACACCGACACUGGAAUAAAUAUAGAGGACCAACCCUACAGUAUAGAAACAUCAACAGCAAUAUCAAUCUGAUGACAGCCGAGGAUCAAACACUGUAUUCAUUACACAACAAACUAAAUGACGCAGAAAAGAAACUGCUAAGAACCAAACUAAACAGCUCCAUUGUUACCUAUCUACGAAGAGAACUGCCUAUCAAUGUUCCGAGUUCUCAUUUUACCAAAUCUGCUGAUUUCGUUGGCAUUCAAUUCUUUAAAGACAAGGCAAUUGUAGAUCCAUUAGAAAAGGUGUCAUCUCAGUCGUGCGUGGAUGGCUGUGAACUUCCUGAACUCAGUAAAGUUAUAUGGGCGGAAAUAUUAUUCAAUCUUUUUAGCGAUGCCACUACAUCAACGAAAUGGAAGAUAAGAACACUCCCGAUGGUCUCAACCUCGAUUCUCUCGAACAAUCCGAUGAAAUCAGUUGAAAUUCGUUCAAAGUUGACACACAUCGGUUCGAAAUUCUGUCUGUUUAAGAAUCCACCACUUCAUUUGAUCGAUUAUGAAAUCGCUCAUAUUCCGACAAAGUUCCAUCCUCAGUGUAUCAACAGUCUUCAGGCACUAACUCAAACAUUCGAUACCUACACCAACAACCAUGUUAAUUCCUAUACCUUUGAUAUGUUCGAGACUGACGACUACCAAGAUCUAAGUUACCACGAGACAUUCAUACACUAUCUAGACUGCUGUCCAAGUUUGAAUUCCAUACAUUUCAAACAUUUCGUUUCCAACAAGCACAUAAUGGAACUGUACUCAAAGUUUGUGAGAGACAAUACAAAGGUUGAUCAUCUUGUUCGACGAUACAAUAGAUUCAAGUAUUUCAACGUACCAAUUCUGAAUGACUCGAACGACUAUGACCAAACCUUUCAGUACUAUGAUGACUUCCAAGAGGAUGACGAUUUUUCUGUUGAUGAAGAGAGCAAAGAGCAUAUCCUUUCAACUUUUAUUCAGAACUACAUCCUACAACAAAAGGAAAAGAAAAUUUCAUCAGUUACAUUUGAAUCGAAUUCAAUAGAUGCCAACUUUAUGCCUCAGUGUCUUCACCUGCUCAAUGAAAUCAAAGAGAGUAACCAAUUAGAUAUUAUGGUCGAUCUAACAAUAACCGUUCCUCACCAAACCAGUCAUAUAAAUACAAAACUAUUGUCACUGAUUCGGUCGCUCUCAGUCACCUCCUCUCGAAUCAACAUAGUUGGCUGCCACUUUACAAAUCUAUCAAAGCUAGCUAUUACCGCCAUACUACCCAACAGGGAUUACUCGGGACUACUACAACAAGUUUUUAGAGGAAACAAAUCACUCAAGCAUUUGGUUUUGGAGGGUCAAAUCGAAUGUAAUCUGUCAUUGUACAUUCCAAACAAUCCUGGUCAUACUCUAGAGACAUUGGAGUUGAUAUAUCAUGAUGAGAUAUCUAAAAUCAACAAAUUCCAAAUAGCUAGUAAACAAUCGAAACUCUACUUUGAAGAAAUUUUUGUAAAACUGAACAAAGACGAGAACAAAUCGAUCGUUAACUUGGUUGUUGCUGCGAAAGUUGAAAAUCAAAAAUGUCAAGUAAAGUAUGAAGAAGUAUUAUUUACAUUUCUUGAAUUUAACCCUCUCUAUUCAACCGACUAUUAA
This is a messenger RNA of Heterostelium album PN500, 3255 nucleotides long. RefSeq lists its product as uncharacterized. Lineage: Eukaryota; Evosea; Eumycetozoa; Acytosteliales; Acytosteliaceae. The coding region runs from base 1 to 3255 and encodes 1084 amino acids. The record is from RefSeq and is a predicted model, not a curated record. The transcript is spliced from 7 exons.